Molecule: messenger RNA, 1599 nt
Organism: Podarcis raffonei (Aeolian wall lizard)
Lineage: Eukaryota; Metazoa; Chordata; Lepidosauria; Squamata; Lacertidae
Gene: GGA2
Product: golgi associated, gamma adaptin ear containing, ARF binding protein 2
Exons: 15
Coding region: 1-1599 (532 amino acids)
Biological process (GO): vesicle-mediated transport; intracellular protein transport
Cellular component (GO): trans-Golgi network
Molecular function (GO): phosphatidylinositol binding; small GTPase binding; ubiquitin binding
Source: RefSeq, a predicted model, not a curated record
AUGGCGCGGGCGGCUCCUCCGGGCGCGCUGGAGCUGCUGCUGCACAAAGCCACAGACCCCAGUGACCCCGAGGAAAACUGGGAAUGUAUCCAGAGGUUUAGUGACCAGGUCAACGCAGAUGCUGACAGCAUUGCUGCAGCUCUGAAGUUGCUGGAACAUAAGAUCCAGUCGCCGCAGGAGGCAGAGGCUCUGCAUGCGCUAACCGAUCAAGGUCUGUGUUUGCCUCUUUCCCCCUAUGAGGUCUUGGAGAUGUGUGUGAACAACUGCGGAGAGAAUUUUCAUCAUGAAAUGGGGAAGUUCCGAUUUCUAAACGGUCUCAUCAAGGUCCUUUCUCCCAAGUAUCUCGGAGAGUGGUCGACGGACAGAGUCAAAUCCCGCAUCGUCGAGCUGCUGUUCAGUUGGGUGGUGUGGUUUCCUCAGGAAGUGAAAAUCCGCGACGCUUAUCAAAUGCUGAAGAAACAAGGGAUCGUCAAACAAGACCCCAAACUACCGGAAGACAAAAUCCUGCCACCACCUUCUCCACGGCCGGCUAGCUCCAUUUUUGAUGCUGAUGAUGAGAAAUCCAAGCUUUUAACAAGGCUCCUGAAAAGCAAAAACCCAGAGGACCUUCAGGCAGCAAACAGGCUGAUCAAAGGGAUGAUCAGAGAGGAGCAGGAGAAAUCGGCCAAGGUCUCCAGGCGACUGAACGCUCUGAAGGAAGCCCGCAGCAGUGCAGAGGCGUUGGAGGAGAUGCUAAGAAGCUGGCGAGAAAGCAAGGGAGCCGGGACCCCCACAUCAACCCUGGAGCUCCUGCAGGCCGCAUUUGCCAAGUGCGAGAGGCUGAAGCCACUGCUCUUCCGUGUGGCCAGCGAGACGGUGGAAGACGAGGAGGCUCUGGGGGAGGUUCUGCAGGCAAGUGACAGGCUCACGCGGGCGCUGUGCUUUUACAAGGACGUUGUGGGCACCGCUGGGGAUUCUGGGACCAGCUCUGCUGGACCUCAGCCCCUUCCAGACGCUGCGAGCAGCCUCACCCUCAUCGACCUCUCUGAGCUGGGUGCUGGGUGCCAGGCUGCCUUGCAAGAGAAUGCAAAGACAGAGCCUUUUCUGGACAGGCUCCUCUCCUCCUCUUCUACCCACUCAUUGGAUGAGGAGCUGGUGUUAGGUCUCCCCAUCAGCCCGGCGGCGGCGGCUCCUCCAGUCUCCAGCCAAAUACCUGAAAUGGCACCAGCACCUUUGCCGCCUUGCCCUGCGUCCUCCAGCGGCUCCUUGGCUAAGCUUUCAAUUCCGCUGAGUUCCAUUACUCUGAGCACGAUCCCUCCGGUCACGGUCUAUGAGAAGAAGGGCCUGAAAGCCAUGCUCCACUUCUCCAGGGACCCGGUUCCCGGCCAACCAGCUACCAAGGUGCUGGUUCUCUCCCUGCUGAGCACUGCCCCUCACCCAGUCCAGGACAUCGUCUUCCAGGCUGCUGUGCCCAAGUCGAUGGCCAUCAAGCUGCAACCGGCCACAGGCUCCGAGCUGCCAGCCUUCAACCCACUCCUUCCCCCAACAGUGAUUUCUCAAGUUCUGCUUCUGGCCAACCCUCACCAGGUAUGUGGCUGGAUCAGGCUCCACUCCGACUGA